Messenger RNA from Ziziphus jujuba (common jujube), 2495 nucleotides. RefSeq lists its product as uncharacterized. Bases 433 to 1986 code for a protein of 517 amino acids. The transcript is spliced from 7 exons. The record is from RefSeq and is a predicted model, not a curated record. NCBI's taxonomy places the organism in Eukaryota, Viridiplantae, Streptophyta, Magnoliopsida, Rosales, Rhamnaceae.
CGAACUCGGACCCGGGUCUUAACUACACUUUCUGAAACGACGUACGGCGGUUUGUGGUGCGAAACGCCCACUUCUGCCAUUUUCUACGAACCGGUUUCAUCCUCAAUCACCGCCCAUUUCUCUUUUCUUAAACCCUAACGCUAACCCUAAACCUAAUCCGCUGCAAGUCACCAUAACCAGAAGUUGCUGUUGCGACGUCGAAUCUGACCGUAUUCCAAUUCAGCCAGCUCUUCCUUCUUCUCGCUGUUUGGUUUAAUCACUUGAAUAUUUGCGUGAGGUAUGGACAAAUUGAAGUGACCCCAAAUUGAAUUUGAAACAUGCAAAAGAGAUAAUGCAUUGUUAGUGGACGUGGAACCAGUUUUUAGCAUAUGGGACUUGUUAUGUUUUGGAGUAGCUGAGUUCUGGUUUGGUAUUCAAGCUUUCAGAGGUAGAAUGGUUUAUUUGUUUUUAAGAGAGCCCGCCUGGAAUGAUAAUGAGGAUAAUGAGAAUACAAAGAUGAGAAUAUCUCUCUUGAAUAAGAUGGAGUCUGUUAUUAAGUCAUUCUUGAUGUCUGGAGGUCGAUCAGAGGCUCGUCUCUGGCUUUGUAACACUAUAGCUGGGAUAAGUUCCAUCACUCGCCAACAGCAGUGUGAAUUAUUUUUGAACUUAUUGAGAUCAAAGCCGCUGAACCGUGGUUUAGCAUCCCAAGUCCUUCAAAUGAUAUUUGAGAAGACGCCACACAAAGCGGGAUCAAUCAUAGCUAAGAAAAGCCACAUACUGGAGAAAUUCUUUGAAGGAAAUCCCCUGCGUAUAUCACAAUGGUUUUCUAACUUUGCAUCUAGUGCUGGUGGAUUGGAACGUGGAAAAGGUGCCAAGGCAUUAUCUCAAUUUGCUUUCAUAUAUCGAGAUAUAUGUUGGGAGGAGCUUGAGUGGAAGGGGAAACAUGGGCAAUCACCUGCAGUGGUUGCUACAAAGCCCCAUUACUUUCUUGAUUUGGAUGUUGAACGAACUAUGGAGAAUUUCCUUGAAAAUGUGCCGGAAUUUUGGACAUCCAGUGAGUUUUCUGAGUCGCUAAAAGACGGUGAGAUUUUGUCACUUGAUAGAAACUUCUUUUUGGAAUAUUUUGUUGAUCUGAUGUAUAAAGAAGACUCAAGAGCUGUGUGGGAAGUUGUAACUGAGUUCUUGAAAGAGGAAUCUUUCUCUUGCCUGUGUCACCGCCUUCUUAUUACUCUCGACGAGCAGGACCUAUAUAAAUUUCUGGAAUUGCUUCGUAAAUUUGUUAAACCUAGAAUGGAACCUAAGGAUUUUAGUAACUUAGAUUUCUUGUUUGAGGUUGUACUUUCCAAGUGCAUUGCUUGUGAAUCAUUUGAUCAAAUAUUACUGUUAGUUGCAGUUUUAAAUAAAAAACGUGAGCUUUUACGCCUUUUACGUGAUGAAGGUAGUGAUGAGUCACAAGCAGAAAUAAAAGAUAUCAUGCUGACAAUUUCAAAAAUCCCUGCUAAUGAAAGUAGUUUGGCCCCAAUCAUUAAAGAAUGCUCUAAAACAAAAACCAUUGAAGCAAUUAAAUUGUUGGGACUUCAGUCGUGGAUUAUCUAUUACAUAUUAUCAGAAGAAUGCCAAACUCUUGAGUCUUGGGAAUCUCUGUUCACGACAAAUGCAAUAAGUUUUCGCAAAUCUGAGAAAUAUGCUUUUGUAAGUUAUAAUGGACUUUCAGAAGAAAGUGAUUCAGAUUUGGAUCUUGGAGUUUCAAAUAAAAGCAAGCGCAAGAGAAAAGGAAGAAGUAGGAAGAAAAGGAAAAGAAAGUAUGAUUAUGGUGACAGCAAUGACGAUGAGAUUCCUGAUUUUGAUACUACAAGCAAGAGGUUGGGUUUGCAAUCUAAUGUUGGAAGUUGGUUGCUCUCUACAGAUGGGUAUUCUGCAUCUUGGAACACUGUGGAUUUACCAGAACACCUUUCUAACCAUUGCUUGUCUACAUGGAUGAGGUGGAUUUUUGUGCGGCGUACAUAAGCUUCUUCUGGUUCACGGAUUAUUGUCGCCCUUGUUCUGCUAUUCUCUGAAACUUGAACAGCAUAGGCCUGUGGCUUUCCAAUAUGCCUUGAAUUACAAAUCUUUCAUCUCCAUUUCCUUCUCAGGAAUACAGUUUCCAGUUCAAAAAUUCAACCCAACAUCAAUAUGCUGACCUUGUUGAUGCACUAGUCUUGAUUCUCAUCCAAUCAACAAUUGUGAUGGUGGCUAUAUACAACAAUUGUGCAGAUGUUGAUGAGUCAAUUUCAAUGACAUUGAUGCAGUGUAACUCCCUAUACAAUUAAUGCCAACAUGGGGAAACGUACCUUUGAAGGGGAUGUAGAAAAGCCUCACGAGAUGGUCAAUACAAUGGAGAGAACAACUUUGUCUUAGGUGGUUCCGUGAACUAGCAACUGGAAAAAUGAAGUUAGGGAAAGCUACUUGUAAUAAGAAAACAAGGAAUAGGAAAUUUUAUUGACUUAUUGGUAAAAAUAAAAUUAUAUUUCUUUUGA